Molecule: messenger RNA, 1785 nt
Organism: Penicillium soppii
Lineage: Eukaryota; Fungi; Ascomycota; Eurotiomycetes; Eurotiales; Aspergillaceae
Product: BCS1 and AAA domain-containing protein
Exons: 1
Coding region: 1-1785 (594 amino acids)
Biological process (GO): protein insertion into mitochondrial inner membrane from matrix; mitochondrial respiratory chain complex III assembly
Cellular component (GO): mitochondrial inner membrane
Molecular function (GO): ATP hydrolysis activity; ATP binding
Source: RefSeq, a predicted model, not a curated record
AUGGGUUUCAACCAGACCUCAACCACGGCGGGGCCGCUGUCCACCUCGGAUUCAGCAAUGCUGGAGGCCCUUGUCCCCGGCUUCGGUUUUAUUUCACAAAUGUUGAUGUCUUAUCUCAAUUUUGACAUCAACGCCUACUUUCAACUCUUUGUUGCGCUCACGGUCUUUAGUGCAACCAUUCGAUAUGUUUUCUUUUACGUUUGGGAGCGCUUCAGUGAAUUUUUUAUCUCAACCGCGGAGAUUCGUUUAGAUGAUGAGAUCUUUAAUUAUCUUAUGUAUUGGGUCUCACGUCAGCCGCAAAUGAAGCAAACAAAUCGGUUUGUCGCUGGUGUCAAGGCUAAUGCCUACCUAAGCGACGAUGACAGCGACAACGAAGACGCAGAUGAUAUGGACGACUUCGAGUGGGAGGAGGAGACUGUUGGGAGCACAAAAGAGUCCUCCUUCGAUACAUACUGGGCCAAGGUCGUCAGUCGCGACAAGUACAAGACCUUGCAAUUCACACCCGCCGAGGGCUCUCACUACUUCUGGUACAAGAACCGUCCGUUGAUGCUCACGCGCUCCAAUCAAGAAGGGAGUACACGAUACAUAUUGAACAAUGAGCGGCUGUACCUUUCUUCCUUCGGUCGGAACCCAGGAAUUCUCAAACAGCUCCUGGCCGAUGCACAACAGGCCUACGUCGAACGCGAUGGGAACAUGACCGUCAUCUAUCGCGGUGGGAGGUAUUCCGCCGGGCAUUCGUACUAUUGGAUCCGGUGUAUGGCUCGUGUACCACGUCCUCUUUCCACCGUCAUUUUGGAUCAAAGCCAGAAGGACGAUUUUGUUGAUGAUAUCAAGGAAUACUUGCACCCUCGCACGCGGCGCUGGUACUCUAACCGCGGAAUUCCAUAUCGUCGCGGAUACCUACUCCACGGCCCACCAGGUACUGGCAAAACCAGUCUUUGCUUUGCCGCAGCAGGACUUCUUGGAUUGAAGCUCUACCUGCUCGAUCUGAACUCCACAUCUUUGGACGAGGAGAGUUUGUCCACUCUUUUCUCUGACCUGCCGCGUCGAUGCAUCAUCCUUCUCGAAGAUGUCGAUUCAGCAGGUAUCACGAAAACUCGGGGGGCCACAUCUGCGACCGAUACCCCAGCGAUUGUCGCUACCACCGAUGAUCUCAAAGCCGCGGCAGAUGGAAAAGUCGUGACCGAAGAGCCAAAGAAGGGCGGAGUUACUCUGUCGGGACUUUUGAAUGUGAUUGAUGGUGUUGCUGCUACGGAGGGCCGGAUCCUCGUUAUGACCACCAACCACGCCGAAAAGCUGGACCCUGCCCUUCUACGCCCCGGGCGUGUCGACAUGACUAUCACAUUCGGAUACACAAGUGAAGCAGAUAUCAAGGAGAUGUUCACCUCGAUCUAUAUGACGAUGGAGAGUGACAUGGUACGUGCAGCGGGGUCGGUAACAUUCACCAACGGAUUCGCGAAGUCUCCCACAAACAGCAUCCUGGCCAAGAUUACGAAGACAAAGGGGGAAAUUGACCAGAAGCCCAAUGGUGUCAUCGGGACGGAAAAGAAAGACAAGAAAAAAGAGCUCCAGACUCACCUCGAAUCUCUUCGCUCACGCAUCUCCGCCUUGGCAGUCGAGUUUGCAGCGGUUGUUCCAGCUGGCGAGUUCACUGCUGCCGAAAUCCAGGGUUAUCUCCUCAAUCACAAAGAGGUUCCCGAGAAGGCGAUUGAGGGUGCAGCCGAGUGGGUGCAAGCUUUGCUUGAGAAGAAGCGUGCCAGAGAGGAACAGGAAAAAUCUUCUUAG